Scheffersomyces amazonensis is the source of this 2679-nucleotide messenger RNA. RefSeq names its product palmitoyltransferase (gene AKR1). The transcript has a single exon. Gene Ontology annotation, molecular function: protein binding; palmitoyltransferase activity. Gene Ontology annotation, cellular component: Golgi membrane. The record is from RefSeq and is a predicted model, not a curated record. NCBI's taxonomy places the organism in Eukaryota, Fungi, Ascomycota, Pichiomycetes, Serinales, Debaryomycetaceae. Gene Ontology annotation, biological process: protein palmitoylation. Bases 194 to 2551 code for a protein of 785 amino acids.
AGAAUUUUGAAUUUUACAUGUUUAAAAUGAAAAACCAGUAAAAAGGUUCUGGCUUGCAGUUUUGUUUUUAUAGGCUGUGUACAGGCAAAUAUGACCCGAAAAUUAACUACUAUGAAUAUUUGUAUGUAAUUGAAUAAUUUGUAAAAGGUGAAUCCCAUAGAGUACAGAAGCUAUAGAAUAGAUAGAUAUCCAAAUGGCGGAUGAGGAGGAUAUAAAUAAAAGUAAUAAUAAUAGUAAUAAUCCCAAGGAUCAAUUGACUGGAAUUACCGAAGUCGAAUUGAAUGGUUCUAACGGAUCCGAAGCUAUAGAAAAGUUAGAUCUAGAAUUAGCAGUAGAAGAUGAACCAGAAGAAGAACUGACAAAUGUUGAUUCUGCAUCCAUAAAGUCUACAGAUGCCAUUCUUGAAACCAAUAACGAUGAUUUAAAUACUAUUUCAAUCAAUAGUGCCAAAUUAGAGACACCUACUGAAAGAGAGUUAAAUCCUGAUUUAGAUCGAUUUAUGACUGCUUGUCAAGAAGGUAAUAUCACUAUUGUUAAAGAAUUAUUAUCUAGUGAAAAGGUAAAAGUUAAUGAUACUUUUAGUGAUAGUAUUACAGCGUUGCAUUGGGCUUGUAUAAAUAAUCGAUUAACAAUUGUUAAAUAUCUUGUUAAUAAUAAUGCAGACCCUAAUUUCUUAGGUGGUGAUUUAAAGGCUUCACCAUUACAUUGGGCAUGUAGAAAUGGAUUAGUUUAUAUUGUCGAUUAUUUAAUUUCAAAUACUAAUGCUGAUCCAACGUUAACUGAUGAUCAAAGUUAUAAUGCCUUGCAUCUAGCCGUUCAUAGUUCCAAUAUUACUUUAAUAAUUUAUUUAUUAUUGACAUGUGUUGAUACCAAAAGGAUUUAUAUUGAUGAGCCAGAUAGUUUUAAUAGAACCUGUUUACAUUGGGCAGCUUAUCAAGGAGAUAUAUUAACUAUUAAUGCUUUAUUAAGAUUUGGAGCUGAUGUAUCAAAAGUUGAUAAUAGUUUAUUUGUCCCAAUUCAUUGGGCAUUCAUGAAGGGUUACAAGAGUGUUUUGAAAGCUUUAGUCGAGGCUGGUUCGGAUAUUCAUGCUAAAAAUGAUCAAGGUAAGGAUUGUUUCGGAGUCGCAAAGGAUAUGAAUUGUACGAAUACUUGGUUAAAGGUUUUGCAUGAAUGUGAUUUAAAUGAGAAAUCUAAUUGGACUAAGAAUAAACAUUGGAUUAGUCCAAAAACUGGGAAGGUUAUAACAUUCUUAAUUCCUUACAUAAUCUUACCAAUUGGAUUUAAGAUUUGUUCAUUCAGUUCAGGAUUUAUCAUUCCAAAAUUUGUAUUUUCUAUCUUAAUUGCAUUCGUUACCAUAUACACAGUUUCCAAAUUCUUAAUUCCUACUUAUUUAAUUGAUGACAAAGCAUUACCAAAAUCUCCAUUUUUAGCUGGUAUCUUCUCAGGAACUGCAUUUUGGGCUAUUGUUAUAUUUCUACUUAAUAUUUUUCCUAAAAUCUUCUUUAAACAAUUCAUUUUCAAUUUAUUGUUAUCUGCAUUAAUUUCAUUAUUUGUUUGGUCAUUUUUUAAGGCUAUGUUCAUUAAUCCAGGAUUUGUACCUACUCCAACAGAUCAUUCAAUUAUACUUAGUCAAGUUAAAGAUUUGAUUAGUAUUGGGAAAUUUGAUACUGAUCACUUUUGCGUUAAUACAUUCAUUAGAAAACCUUUGAGAUCAAGGUAUUCAAGAUAUAACAAGAAAUUGAUUGCUAGAUUCGAUCAUUAUUGUCCAUGGGUAUAUAAUGAGAUUGGAGUUAGAAAUCAUAAGUUAUUCAUGUCUUUUGUUUACGCAUUAAAUUUAUCUAUCUUACUAUUCACUUAUUUAUCAUGCAAAUAUUUCGAUUACAUGAAAGAUCAUGAACCUGGAACUAACUAUGAUUCGGAUGAUGAAGAUAAUGGUGUAUGUUAUUUUCUCUCCGAUGACUUAUGUUAUGGAUACAGACAACAUCAUUUCCAUUUCAAUUUAAUUAUAUGGUGUUUAAUACAAUACGUAUGGAUUGUAUUCUUAUGUAUUGCUCAAACUUUCCAAAUCUCAAAGGGGUUAACUACUUGGGAAUUCUCAACUUUAGGUAAUAAAAUUCAAUCGAGCAGAUUCAAUCACUCUACAGUUCCAAGAGAUUUAAAUGAUGAUUCUUCUAGUUCAGUAGCACCUAAUGGUGGAUCAUCAAAUGGAGCAUUUGAUACUGGUAAUAAUAGUCGAUCAGAAGAUCCUCUUCGGACUUGUUUAAACUUACUUGGUUUGGAACAAUUUUUAUUAACAAUAAAGUUGACUAUCAGUUCAAUAUUCAAUCGUCAAAGUGGCACAUCUUCAGAUUUAUCUACCAUCAACCAAAUCAACGUUCCAACCGACUAUGGAUUGAAACAAAAUUGGUUAGAUUUCUGGGUUUUGGGAGAUGUAACUUUCAGAAAUGUGUUUUACUUGCCAAUCGAAGGUGAGAAUAACUUGAAUGGGCAAGUUGUCGAUUACUAUAAGUUAUAUGAGUAUCCUGCAAAAUCUGCUAGUCAAAUAGUUUAGUAUAGCAGAGUAUAAAUAAUAAUUUAGAACUUAAUAGUGUAGUUUAAAUAAAAGCGAAUUAAAAUAGAGGCGUAUACUAUCAGAAAACCAUCAGUUAACUAAAUUCUACAGUUAAAAUAUAAUUGAAC